Messenger RNA from Dujonia railenensis, 3195 nucleotides. NCBI's taxonomy places the organism in Eukaryota, Fungi, Ascomycota, Pichiomycetes, Serinales, Debaryomycetaceae. The record is from the annotation of a GenBank genome assembly.
AUGAAAGUCCUAGUCAUUCCUCAAGUAUUCCACGAGGGUGCAAUCCACUCCGUCGAUAUCAAUAAGGACGGAAAAAUUCUUACCUCGGGAAAGAAUUCGUCCAUUCUUGAGUGGAGUCCGGAAUUUUUCAAGUCAGACUUAACAAGCCCUGAGGCAAAGGAAACUGUUACCAGCAUAAAACCUCAAUUCACUCAUAAAUACCAUAAGGCACCUGUAACUGUAGUCAGGUGGAGCCCGCAUGAUGUCAAUUUAUUUGCCAGUGGAGACCUGAACGGAGAGGUUUACAUAAAGACAGGGCCGUCCAGUUCUACGCCCAAGCGAGUGAACGGAACCAGCACUGCAGGUGUCGUUGACUUGACGUGGUCCUCAGAUGGCCGUCUCUUAUGCUGGAGCACCGAUGACCACAAAUUGCAUUUAUACGAUACCAAGAGCGAAACCAAUCAAGAUUUCACCUCAUUAUCUUCCUCAUCUUCUUCGAGCUCUGGCUCAUCAUCAGCUGCUAAUGCAGCAUCUGCAUCCGCGACAACUACGACUUCGAACCCUGCCACUUCUAUAUCCACAGCGCCUGACAAGAAGGGGAAACAACUUCCUUCAAUUCAACGGAGUAUUGCUUUUGACCCUACUGGACACUACCUCAUAACAUUGGGCGAUGACUCCCUCAUAUACUUGUACCAAUACGAAUACGACUCCGAUGACUUAUACAAAUUCAAACAAAUUCAAAAAAUAUCGAAACUUGUAAAUAAUAUGGCAUUCAAUUCAAACUACAAAAGAAUUACCUGGUCUCCUGAUGGAGAAUAUGUAUGUAUACCUACUGCAAGUAAAAAUCUGACUUCAUUGGUUUCCCUUUUGUCACGUUCGAAAAACUGGACCAACAUAAUUAGUUUGGUUGGCCACGAUGUAAACUGUCAAGUUGCAAAGUUUAAUCCUAAAUUUUAUAAACCGAAUGAGAAGGUUUCCAGUCAUCCCUAUAAUAUUAUCGCAACAUCUGGCUCGGAUAAGACUUUGGUGAUAUGGAAUACAAGUAAUGAAUCUCCCAUAUCCAUAUUGAGAGACUUAUCCACUGAACCGAUUACUGAUUUGUGCUGGAAUUCUGAUGGAGACACCCUAUUGGCAGUCUCAUUAGAUGGUCAUAUAACAGUGGUCAAUUUUGAACAGGAGGAAUUGGGAUCAACCGUUUCAAGUGAAAUAGUACAAGAAAUUGAAGAAGCUGGGAGAAAGCUGAUCAAACCUUUUGAUCACAAAAAUGAAUCUGAGACUACAAGUAACAAUAGAAGAGGUGGUCAAAGCAACAUACAAGAGAUUUUAGAUCAGAAGAAUGCCAAAAGCAUUCAUGAAGAGAAGGCUGUAUCUGCCGAAAAUGGUGUUGAAGAGAAAGUUGCUGAUGAAGCUCCUGUGAAAAGUAAAGUACCAGUAAAUACUGACUCAAAAUCCAAACUAAAGGGAAAAAUAGUACCUGAGAUCAUCCCCUUACCCAAUCUAGAUGACCAAAACCAAUCUAAUGCACCUACGGCUGAUGAUAUUCUUCAAACUGCUAUGGGCAGGAAAAAGCUGAGUGAAACAAGCAAUCAAGAAACAGGUACCAGUGCAACUUUGGUAAAGACAAUUCCCAAAAAAGAGCCAGUAUCUAUUCCCAACAUUAAGUCGCUGUCACAAAAAAUAACCACGAAGAAUGGAAAGAAGCGUAUUCAACCAAUGUUAAUUUCUAGCAAUGGAGGUAGCUCGAGUUCUACAAAUGGCUUGAUCUCAACUAAGGCUAGUGAAGCAAUCAGUUCUGGUGAAAGCUUCUCUAAUGGAAGCGCGAUUAGCUCGAAUGUUUCUCAUAUGGAAUUUGACAAGGCAUCCUAUUCAGUCACGGAAGAGAUUUUUAAACAAAGCAAACGUGGUAAGCAGCCAGAGACAGCAAAUGGUACCGUCAAUGGAAAAAAAGCAAAGAGACCGUUAGAGCCGGUCAAGUUUCUCAGUACUACCAUUGUCAAUCCUAAUACCACAUAUGCUAAAGUUAGACUUUCUAUCCCAAAGGUACGAUUGAGUUUCCAACUUGAAAGCAAGUUUGAAAGUGAAAACUUUGUUUUAGAUAUCAAGAACGGAUCAGGCAACGAAGCAAAACCUUCAAGGAUUACUUAUUAUAAGAAGGAUACCGAAAUUUGGUCAGAUUUCGUACCUCGCUUUGUCCAGCUUGCAACAGAAGGAAAUGGCUUUUUGGCAAUGUGUAGUAUGGACGGUCAAAUAUUAAUAUACUCACGUAUUCUGGGUAGAAGAAUUCUUCCUCCCUUAGUGAUUGGAUCACCAUUGUCUUUCCUUGAGAGUCGUGGGGAUUUUCUAAUGGCCGUUUCGUCCAUUGGCGAACUUUAUGUGUGGAAUAUUUCUCAAAAGAAAAUCCAUUUGCAUGCGCCAUCUUCAUUAAGUCCAGUUUUGGAAUUAUCAAGUAAAUAUAGAGAAGAUGGAUUGUCAAAAUCUGAUAAUAUCACCAUGUGUGCAAUAACUUCUUCUGGAGUUCCUUUAUUGACUAUAUCAAAUGGUACAGGUUACCUUUUCAAUAAGGAUUUGAAUACGUGGCAAACAAUCACCGAAUCAUGGUGGGCAUUUGGAUCACAUUACUGGGAUUCAGUUGGAGAUGAAGAUAUCUCCCGAAGAUUACAGUCUUCCAAUAUUGUGGGUGACUCUUCAUCUUCGUCUUCCUCGAUUGUUGGCCUUUUAGAACAGAAGACAAACGAGGAAAUCUUGAGGAAAACAAGAAUUGGAAGAGGUAAAUACUUCAACAAGAUUUCUAAAAACAUGAUUAUGAAGGAAGGCUUUGAAAAUUUAGAAAACUCUAUUUCUUUAAGUCAUUUGGAAAAUAGAAUAUUAUGCUGUGAACUACUCGGAGAGAAAGACGAUUUCAAAAGGUUCUUCAUUGCAUAUGCUAAAAGAAUCUGCGAGUUAAGUUUGAAACCCAAGUUGUAUGAAAUUUGCAAUCAAUUAUUGGGCCCACCAUUAGAAUAUAAAGAGUCACUUGCGAAUGGACUAAUGACGCCAGAUAAGGAGUACGAAGAUUGGUCUCCAACUAUCUGUGAAAUUGAAAAGCAUGAUUUGUUGAAGGAAAUAAUCACGAACUGUGCCAAGCAUAGAGAUUCUCAGAGAAUUUUAACCCAUUUCGCUAGAGAGUUGAAUCUUGUCAAGGGAGAAAUUGAAGAUGAUGUGGACAUGGAGCUUUAG